Messenger RNA from Ichthyophthirius multifiliis, 444 nucleotides. RefSeq lists its product as hypothetical. Lineage: Eukaryota; Ciliophora; Oligohymenophorea; Hymenostomatida. The transcript is spliced from 6 exons. The record is from RefSeq and is a predicted model, not a curated record.
AUGGGUGACAAAAAGGGUAAAAAAAAGGGAGGAGGAGAAGAAGAUGAAUCCACCUUACAGCUAUAUAGAUUAUACAAAAAAAAAUGUGAAUUUAAUGGUGUACCAAUAUCCAAAUUAUUUAAAGAGAAAUUAGAUUAUGCCAUUGAAGAGGAAGAGCAUAUAACAAAAAUACACAUGUGGGAAGAAAUAGGCCCUGUAGGAAUUCGUGCAAUAAUGGACUCAUUAUCAGAAAUAUAAUACUAACAUACAAAAAGUGUCCGAUUAUGGAAAGUAAGAGCAUAAGAUGAAGGAACAAGAACUAUUUGUAAUUAUAUGGAAAAAGUAAAGACUUUAGAAUUAUUAGAUUUAAUGGAUAAUUAAAUUAGCAAAUUGGGAUGCGAAUUUCUUGGAAGAAUGGUUCAAAAUAUAUUCAAUAAAUAUUAUCUUAUAUAAACACAAAUUUGA